AUGCCAGAGGACAAGCUCAAAGUCAUCGCUCAUCUGGCCGCACACUUAGAAGAGAUUUCUCUGGCAGCUCUUCCCCCCUCGGCCGAGUCGGAGGAGAACUCGUCACAUACCGAAGAGGGGUCUAGUGACAGCGACUCAGUUGCUGAACCCCCGACCAGAAGAAGAGCAGUGCAUAAAGAUGGUACUUUGGAAACCCGGGGAGAGUCCUUCGGUCAAGUCCCAGAUAUCACGAGAAGAAGGAGUCCUGACGAUGCUGAAAAAGGGGAUAAGUCAACUCCACUCGACCAAGAAGAUGAGAGCAUGGUUAGCCGGCCCGAUCUUCCUGAGACUCACCACUCAAGACGGUUCUUGAGGUUUGUUUGUCGCGACCCAGCCAGUGUCGGCGUCCAAACCACCGUCGAGCCUGUUGUGCCCUUGGCAACCUGUGCAGAUUGUCGAGAUGGUAGGAAAUGGCGAUGGUUCAGCGGAGCCGUCAACCACCUCCAUCAAUUUCACUUCAGACAAGGUGCUCCUAAGAAGGGAUUGCAGGCUCAGGCGUACGAUGCCGACGAAGGUGCGCAACUCAGACUGGCGUUGGAAGACUGGAUCGACACUAUAGACAUUCGCGGCAAAGCCAGAGAAACAUUGGAGGCUGUUGCAUCGAUGUCGAAAAGUCAAGAUCGAUCUACUGCAGGGAAGCUCGCAAACAAAGAAUUCAAGUCUGACGAUGCAUUCUUGCCACCAGCCUUUGGACAAGAACCUCCCGCUGCCCACGGAACAGGUGGCUCUAGCAUAACUGAUGGAAACAACGGAAUAGAAGCCUUGAAUCAAAGACACCAGAGUUCUCAUGGACAGCAACUUGAGAGGGAAACACCGUUGGUGGGGGCGUCUGAGAGAUCGCGCCAAGCUCAUGUCGCAACAGGUAAUCCGAAUUUCUCUUGCCGAUUGUGUGUACAUCGUCAGGGAGCAGAUGGGUUCAAGACACGGGGUGAGCUCCUCAGGCACAUUCGGGCUUCGCAUAGUGACGAUGGUAAUCUGCUCAUUGAAGAAACCCGCCUGUUGAGUCAAGAUCUGGAGCAACGGCGCAUGUUGGUACCGGAAGUGCCACAUGCCAUACCAAGGGCAUAUUCGAUUAACGCACAGAAUCAGCACCCCGAACACAAGGACGAUAAUCCGGAACAAACUGAAUCUAACCUCGGAUUUUUGGGGAUCUCUCCAACCCAGACAGAGCAGGUCAUUGCCAGUUUCAAAAAGCUUCAUUCGGACACGGAAACACGGCAUGGUGGAGAAAUCAUCAAAGACCACUCUCUCUACAAAAAUGCUACUCCCGGGCCUGACGGGUCAUAUCACUGCCCGUGGGAAGAUCAGGCGUCAUGCGAUCAUGAGCCAACCUUGUACAAGGUGAACUACCAGCCCUUCCGGUGUUCCUACGAGGGCUGCGAUCGCUCCCUCGUUGGGAAUGGGUUCCCUCGCGCAUGGAACCUGCGGGACCACUUACGCCGUGUACACGGUGAUAAGGAGAGCGGACCGUCGCAGCUCAUGGACUCCCCUAGAGAGGAGACUCAAGCCCGUCCUUGGAAGUGCCCCGAUUCAAGUUGCAAGUACCACAAGGACGGCUGGGCCACAGAGAAGGAACUGAGCCGCCACGUUGACGACAAGCAUGGCUCUGCGCCUCCCGUGUACCAGUGCCAAUUCCCACCCUGCCCCUACAAGUCAAAACGCGAGUCCAACUGCAAGCAGCAUAUGGAAAAGGCCCACGGGUGGGAGUACAGCCGUACCAAGGCCAGUGGCCGCAGAGACUCAAGCCGGCGGCAUUGA
Molecule: messenger RNA, 1797 nt
Organism: Verticillium alfalfae VaMs.102
Lineage: Eukaryota; Fungi; Ascomycota; Sordariomycetes; Glomerellales; Plectosphaerellaceae
Exons: 2
Coding region: 1-1797 (598 amino acids)
Source: RefSeq, a predicted model, not a curated record